Molecule: messenger RNA, 966 nt
Organism: Odobenus rosmarus divergens (Pacific walrus)
Lineage: Eukaryota; Metazoa; Chordata; Mammalia; Carnivora; Odobenidae
Gene: ZNF428
Product: zinc finger protein 428
Exons: 3
Coding region: 212-805 (197 amino acids)
Source: RefSeq, a predicted model, not a curated record
AGGCGCAGAGCCGAGGCGUGCAGCCGCCGCCGCCGAGCCAGAGCGGGGGCAGCUAGCGCCGGCCUUUCCUUCCCCUGCGCAGCAUCCCGCUCUACCUGCCAACAUCCUGCAUUGGAGAACUUGUGACCCAGGUGUGGCUCUGAAGAGCUGGCCGGGGAGGGACGCUGCCCAGCUGCUGCUCUUCUCUUGUCUCCUGUCCCCUCCCCUGGCCAUGACAGAGACCCGUGAGCCAGCUGAGACUGGGGGCUAUGCCAGCUUGGAAGAAGACGAUGAGGACCUCUCUCCAGGCCCCGAGCAUUCCUCUGACUCUGAGUACACUCUCUCAGAGCCAGACUCCGAAGAGGAAGAAGAUGAAGAGGAGGAGGAGGAGGAGGCCACUGAUGAUCCUGAAUAUGACCCUGGCUACAAGGUGAAGCAGCGCCUGGGGGGAGGCCGGGGGGGCCCAUCCCGCCGGGCCCCCCGUGCAGCCCAGCCCCCAGGCCCCCCAGCCCAGCCCUGCCAGCUCUGUGGCCGCUCACCCCUUGGGGAGGCCCCACCAGGCACCCCGCCCUGCCGGCUCUGCUGUCCUGCUACAGCCCCCCAGGAAGCUCCAGCCCCUGAAGGCAGGGCCCUCGGGGAGGAAGAGGAGGAGCGACCUCGGGCUGGGGAGGGCCGACCAGCUGGGAGGGAGGAGGAGGACGAGGAGGAUGAGGAGGAGGAGGAGGAGGAGGAGGGCACUUACCACUGUACAGAGUGUGAGGAUUCCUUCGACAACCUCGGGGAGCUGCAUGGGCACUUCAUGCUGCAUGCCCGGGGGGAGGUGUAGGGGGAGACCCCACCCAGGGAGCUUGGCCAAAGGGGUGGGGUGGGAGGAGGGGGCAGAGGAAACUGGGGGGUGUCACAAUGGUCAUGGGGGAUGGGGGCAACGCCGAUCCGUGUCGUCUUAGCAGUAGAUGUGUGAAGGCCAGAAUAAAAGCCAAAUUCUGU